Messenger RNA from Zophobas morio, 2238 nucleotides. It is a transcript of the gene pb, whose product is annotated as homeotic protein proboscipedia. The record is from RefSeq and is a predicted model, not a curated record. Gene Ontology annotation, molecular function: DNA-binding transcription factor activity, RNA polymerase II-specific; DNA binding. Gene Ontology annotation, biological process: regulation of DNA-templated transcription. Bases 84 to 2183 code for a protein of 699 amino acids. NCBI's taxonomy places the organism in Eukaryota, Metazoa, Arthropoda, Insecta, Coleoptera, Tenebrionidae. The transcript is spliced from 3 exons.
GAAUUUCGCGGGUUCGCUGGUGACGUAGUGCGAGUGGUCCAGUGACUGGCAGUGAUUGUGAUGGUUCGCGGCGGCGGCGGUCCAUGAGAGUCAAACACCCGCUCCGGAUGCCGACGGGACACUUGGACGAGGACGACUUCGUGGUGGUCAAGACGAGGUCCAACAGCCCGGAGAGCGCCGGCGGCGGCGGCGGCUUCUGGUUGUCGGCGGUAUCCGCCGCCUCCGGGGCGCCGCAUCCCGGCUUGCCCAUCGAGGGAUGCAGCGAGACGGGCUUCAUCAACAGCCAACCGUCCAUGGCGGAGUUCAUGACGGCGCUGCCUCACCUCUCGGGAGACAUGGCCCAUGGGCCUUCCAUCAGCCCCCAGAACACGCCUCCGGGAACCGGCUACCCCAUGGACGUGCCGCACGGGAUGGGAUCGCCGGGGGUCAACGUGCCGGAGUACCCCUGGAUGAAGGAGAAGAAGACCACGAGGAAAAGUAGCCAGCAAGAAAACGGACUUCCACGCAGGUUAAGGACAGCGUACACCAACACGCAACUAUUAGAACUAGAAAAGGAGUUUCACUUUAACAAGUAUCUGUGUCGUCCUAGAAGAAUAGAGAUAGCCGCUUCUUUAGAUUUGACAGAGCGACAGGUGAAAGUGUGGUUCCAAAACCGACGCAUGAAACACAAGAGGCAAACCCUGGGAAAGCAAGGAGAAGACGGGGACGACAAGGACUCCAUCAACAGUGAUGGUGGCAAAAACGGAAAGUUGUCGUCCGACAAGUUUCUCGACGACGAAAUGUCGAAGAAAAGUUGUCAGGGGUGCGAAAUGCCCUCAGCCGGACUGUGUGGCUCCCACGAGGAAAUUCCCGACAUCAGUUCGACGAGAGGCAACAAUAACAAUACGCCGAGUGCUACAAACAAUAACACUAAUUUUAAUAAUAAUAGUAAUGGAGCUAGUAGUGUAGGGAGUUCGAGUCCUUUUGACAAACUCAUAGCUGAGGAAGAUUCGAGGUCGAACGAAGACAGUUCGCACACUUCCCCGCGGAUAUCGAAAAAAGGAUCUUCUUCUAAUUCUGUCACCGUUAAAGUGGAGAAUCGCAGGAACUCACCAAACUCCUGCGACCGGAAAAUCGGAAUGAGUAAAAUUUCACCAAUCAACAACAAGGAAAGUGUUAACUCUGCGGAAGCUGUGUCCGUGAAGAUGUCACCAAAGGGUGCGUCUGUACCCAGCGGGAACGUUCACCCGAGUCCUCUAGGAAUGGCUUCGAACAUCAUGUACUCACAUCUACAGAGAUCUUCACCUACAACGGCAACCGCUAUAGCUUCUGCCACUGUCACAAUCCAGAACGUGGGGAAUUCGAUCCCUCCUUUUGCGUCUAGAGGGUCCAUGCCACACUUUCCGAAUCAGUACCAAAUGAACAAUCAAGAGUAUAGGGGAGAUAGAACGAAACAUUCCCAGCAGCACUUCCAGAUGACCCAGAAUUUAUAUCCUGGAGAAAUGUACAACCCCGAGCAUCCGACGGUUAACGAAGGACAGCCGUAUCUUCGAAACUCGAACCAUUCUAGCCAAAUGUCCCACGGAGUAAGUCGGGAUAUGACUACAAGAAUGGCGGGGAGGGGGAGACAAUCUUACCCCAGCUAUCCCAACCAGCAGCAGUAUUACUACAACAAAAAUCACGGAACAAACGAAGGUUAUGCAUUAAACCACCAGAAUUACGUACAAGGUUACCAAAGUGAUCAUCCCAACUACAACCAUUACGGGUACCACUCUAAUAUUUAUCCCAACGAUGGUUCAGAGAACGUGGCACAUCUGCCGAACUCGGUUCACAUGGGACAUGAGACAGCUGCGGGGUACUACCAGAACGAGAACAUGCAUUUACAAAAAAACCAAGAGUAUCCUAACAAAGUGGGCUACUACGAAAAUAACCACUACAACGCUAACCAGCAGAUGUCGAAUAGUGAUCCCAAUUACAUUAGCCCCGAAGUAUUCCCCAGUACGAACAAUCCGGCGAUAAUGACGCCCCCUGCGAGUGUACAGACUGAAUCUAGUGACAAUUACAAUUCGUUUCAUCAGUUCUAUUCCAGUGAGUCUUCACAAAAUCAAGUAGCGCCUACCGGUGAAAACAGUAAUAGUUCGUCGGACUUUAAUUUUUUAAGUAAUCUGGCUAACGACUACACGCCGGAGUACUAUCAGAUUUGACUUUGUGCAAUGGACAACCCUGUAUACUGUUAAUUUUUACUGUUAAUAUGUGAAU